AUGUACGUAGUGAGGUGGGACAAUCCAGAACUGGAGCCGCGGCACACGGUGGAUCCUGUAGCCAUCGUGAAACGGGAGGUCUUCAAGGACUACAAGGUGGGAGAUCAGGUGCUUGCCUACUACUCGGAGGACUGCAUGUGGUACCCAGGGAUGGUGGACGAAGCACGGGACGAUGGAUCCUUCCUAGUGAGGUGGGAUGUGCCAGAAGACGGACUGGAUGAGAUCUGCGUCUAUCCCACACACAUGAAGUUCCCUCGGCUGCCAGCUGAAAAGCUGGAGCUUGGCAGGAAAUACCGAGGAACUGUCCAGUCUGUGCAGGAGUACGGGGCCUUCGUGGACAUUGGCGCUGAUGGCCUGGGCCUGCUACACGUGAGUGCCAUGAGCGGUGCGCACGCGCGGGUGGAGAGCGCUGAGGAUUUGGUGACUGAGGGAGAAGCGUUUUGCGCUGGUGUGCAGGUUUGGCAGCUAGGUCGGGCGGUGAAGCAUAGACGCACUAAGGACUUGGACGUGUGGUUCGUUGGCUUCAAGGGCGGUAAGAUCGUUCUGUCCCAACGCCCAGGGGGCAACCAGGAUUCCAGAGGCCUGGCAAAAUUCAAGGCACAACCGCCUGACCAGUGGCACACGGGUGUAGUCAAAGCAACGGUUCCCUACGGUGCCUUUGUGACCGUUUCUCUGGAUGACGGCAGCAAAGCUGAUGGCCUGGUACCAAUCAAGGAGAUCAGCAAGGAUUUCAUCCGACGCGUGGAGGAUGUGCUUACCCAAGGUAGUCCUGGAGAUGCCGCGCGAUUGGAAGGCGUUUGGGACGGGAAGACUCCGCUCAAGAUUAUCGCAUAA
This is a messenger RNA of Symbiodinium pilosum, 834 nucleotides long. Lineage: Eukaryota; Dinophyceae; Suessiales; Symbiodiniaceae. The record is from the annotation of a GenBank genome assembly.